CCUUGACAGUGAGUGCAGCGUGGUGGGGGUCGUGGUCCCCUCCGGCAACAUUGAAGGCCAAGCUUGCCUUGAGUGGUUAGGUCACGUCAGGUGACGGGAGACUGCCAGCAGGGAGUAGUUUGCGCUGCCUCGUGAAGUCAUCACGGCGCGACAAGGAAUCAGCUGCACCGCACUUCGGACACUCCGCAUGCAGCAAUACCACCGGGUUCAUUCCGAAUGCGGGAAGUGCCAGACGCUCUCCUCGGCGGGCUCCAUCACUAGUCUCCACCUAGUCUGCGCGGCUGGCGGCGCCCAAUUUUCUACUUUGUACAUACAUUAUUUUGUAUAUACUAUACAUGAUGACUUCGGUAAGCAGUGAUCGUUGCCGAGGAGCUCGGGAAAAAACACAGAUUUCAGCAACACAGGCAACACAACCACAGAAACAGGUGGUACAGGCAACAGCCGAACAGAUGCGUCUCGCUCAAGUGAUCUUCGAUAAGAAUGAUUCAGAUUUCGAAGCUAAAGUUAAACAGCUUAUGGAAGUGACAGGAAAAAAUCAGGAUGAAUGCAUAGUGGCCCUACAUGACUGUAAUGGAGAUGUGAACAAAGCUAUCAAUAUAUUGCUGGAAGGAAAUUCAGAUACGACAUCAUGGGAAACUGUUGGGGGAAAGAAAAAGAAUUUUGGAAAAGAGAAUUCAGAAAACAAAGAGAACAGAGAGAAGAAAAUAGAGAGAGAAGCAAGUCGUGGACGUGCAAACAACAACCGGAAAGGAAGAGGUGGCAAUCGAGGCAGAGAAUUUAGAGGUGAAGAGAAUGGAAUUGAUUGCAACCAAGGGGAUAAGCCUUCAGACCGAGGCAAGCGAGCUCGUGGCAGAGGAUUUGGACGUGGCAGAGGGAGAGGGGCAGGGAGAUUCUUAACCCAAAGCAUGGGGACAUUUAAUCCUGCGGAGUAUUCAGAUUCUACAUCUACAGAUGGCUGUGGAACAAAGCUAGUAGUUUGGGAAGCUGCUCAGAAUGGUGGGGAUGAGGGACCUGAAAUGGUAUCAAAGGCUCAUAGUAUAGCUCAAGAUCUGCCAAACAAAACUUCAUAUGGACUCAAAGCAGGUGCCUGGAAGAAUUCUGUGGAGGAGUGGACAGCAGAAGACUGGACUGAAGAUCUUUCUGAAACAAAAGUCUUCACUGCCUCAUCUGUUCCAGCAGAGAAUCACAUCACACCUGGGCAAAGUAUCGACCUUGUGGCCUUGCUCCAGAAGCCCAUUCCUCCCAGUCAGACCUCAGAAGUCACCUCCUUUGACACCUCUCAGCAGCAGGGCUUUGGCCAAGCCCUUGUCUUCACAAAUUCUCAACACAACAAUAAGAUGGCACCGGGAACUAGCAACUCCACUGCUACCAAUUCUUACUCUCCUCAGAGUCUGUCAUCGGUCCUGGGGUCAGGAUUUGGAGAGCUUGCACCAUCAAAAAUGUCAAACAUAACCAGCUCCCAGAUUUUGGAGCAGUUGAAUACUUCGAGUUUGAGCCAGUUUACUGCCACCCCAAGUUCACAGCAGAAUAGUACUAGCUCCCCCACAACUACGACAUCUUGGGACCUCAAGCCCUCAGUAUCCCAGUCUGCAGUCCUUAAUCAUUUUGAUUUUAAAUCUCAGCCGGAACCAUCCCCAGUUCUUAGCCAAAUGAGCCAGCGACAGCAGCACCAGACCCAGACAGUCAGUGUUCCUCCUCCUGGUCUGGAGUCCUUUCCUUCUCAGGCAAAACAUCGAGAUUCAGCACCUGGAAAUGGUACCUCCACUGUGAACAAACUCUUGCAGCUUCCUAACACAGCUGUGGAAAAUAUCUCCAUACCUGCUCACCAGCCACAGCCCAAACACAUCAAACUCCCGAAGCGUCGGAUACCUCCAGCUUCUAAGAUUCCAGCUUCUGCAGUGGAAAUGCCUGGCUCAACAGACAUCACAGGAUUAAAUGUUCAGUUUGGGGCCCUGGAAUUUGGAACAGAACCUUCUCUCUCUGAGUUUGGAUCAGCUCCAAGUAGUGGAAACAGUAAUCAAAUUCCUAUCAGCUUAUAUUCGAAGUCUGUAAGUGAUCCUUUGAAUACCUCUUUACCAAUGACCAGUGCUGUACAGAACACCACCUAUACAACUUCAGUCAUUACCUCCUCUAGUCUGACCAGCUCAGCCCUGAGCUCUAAUAGCCCAGUAACAACGUCUUCCUCCUAUGACCAGAGUUCUGUGCAUAAUAGGAUCGCAUACCAAAGCUCUGUGAGCCCCUCAGAGUCAACUCCAGGAACUAUCACAAAUGGACAUGGUGGUGGACGAAGUCAGCAAACACUAGACACUACUACUUCAUCCGUUCCAGCUCCAAAGACAGCAGAUCCUCCCUCCACCCUCCCGUCUGUGGGCUCCCUGCCCAGCACCACCUCCUGCACUGCGCUUCUGCCCUCUGCAUCCCAGCACACUGCCACUUUGCCCUCCUUGUCCCAGCCUGGUGACCUGCCCGGCAGUCCCCUCUCUCAGCUUAGCAGUUCCCUCUCGAGCCACCAGAGCAGCCUCUCCUCUGUGCCUACAGCCCGCUCCUCGAACACACCACACACAAUCCAUGUGUCCUGGCUUUUGUUUUGCCAGCAUGCCAGUGUGGAGAGCACCCCUCCCCUCCAGUCGUCGGUCACCUUCUCAACAGCAGCAACCCCUGCCUCGAGUGCCCAGUCCUCGGGUGGCAGCCUACCUGGGAGCAUGAGCACUGUGAGCAGCCUCUGCCUGGGCGGAACCACUGUGAGCGCACCCAGCAGCUGUACCAGGGCCACGCCCUUGGUGACCUCAGGCAAAGCACCUCCAAACCUGCCUCAAGGGGUGCCUCCCCUGCUGCACAACCAGUACCUCGUGGGCCCUGGAGGACUGCUUCCUGCCUACCCAAUCUAUGGCUAUGAUGAGCUCCAGAUGCUGCAAUCCCGGCUGCCAAUGGAUUACUAUGGAAUUCCUUUUGCUGCACCCACAGCCCUUGCCAGCCGAGAUGGAAGCCUAGCUAAUAAUCCAUAUUCAGGUGAUGUCACAAAGUUUGGCCGAGGUGAUUCUGCAUCUCCCGCACCCCCCACCACACCAGCUCAGCCUCAGCAGAGCCAAUCCCAGGCCCACCACACAGCCCAGCAGCCCUUUCUGAAUCCUGCACUGCCACCUGGCUACAGCUACACCGGCCUCCCCUAUUACACAAGCAUGCCCAGUGCCUUCCAGUAUGGGCCCACUAUGUUUGUCCCACCAGCCUCUGCAAAGCAGCACGGUGUGAACCUCAGCACCCCUCCCACCCCUUUCCAGCAGGCCACUGGUUACGGGCAGCACGGCUACAGCGCAGGUUAUGACGACUUAACCCAAGGGACAGCUGCGGGAGACUACACCAAGGGUGGCUAUGGCGGAUCAUCACAGGCACCAAACAAGUCCACUGGUUCUGGGCCUGGCAAAGGAGCAUCGGUGUCUUCAAGCGCCGCUGGCCUCCCUGAUAUGACUGGUUCGGUCUAUAACAAGACACAGGCCUUUGACAAGCAGGGAUUUCAUGCAGGCACGCCUCCCCCUUUCAGCCUACCUUCAGCUUUGGGCUCUACGGGAGCCCUAGCUCCUGGAGCCGCCGCUGGCUAUGCACCCCCACCCUUCCUGCAUAUCCUGCCGGCCCACCAGCAGCCCCACUCCCAGCUGCUGCACCACCACCUUCCGCAGGACGCCCAGAGUGGCUCGGGUCAACGCAACCAGCCCAACUCCCUGCAACCCAAGUCUCAAGCUUCCAAACCUACCUAUGGGAACUCACCGUACUGGACAAAUUAGACUCCGAAGAGAGGGUGGGCUCUGGGGCCGGGCUUACCCUAGGCAGGAGAGAGCACUUGGAGCACAUUUCUGGGAGCCCAGUGCCCUUUCCUAGAAUUGAGACUUUAACUAUGUCAGCUGAGCCUCUGUGGGGAGCCUGCCUCCCAGACUUGCUAUUGUAUGUAAUGUAAUUUAUGUAUGUAUUUGUAAAUGUGAUCGAAGCCUGAGGGAGUGGGGGUGUGGCUUCAGGUGGCAGCCAACUCUGCUCUCCUAAUUCAGACCCCCCCUCACUGUAGCCAGGCAAGCCCCUGUAGCUCUUCUGCCUCAGGCAUUCCACAUGGCCCCCAGUCCCCAGAGCUGCUAGUGGCAGCCACUGGAGGAUUAGUGCUGGCAGUUUUGAGUAUUGGGGUCAGGUACCAAUGAAGAAUCACGACUUAUCUCCCUUGUGAACCAUUAUUUGUUUUAUCCCUUCUGUAAUUACUUUAUACCUCUGUUUUUGAGAAAUUGGUCCUUUUGUCAUUGUCAGGGUCCCUCUUCCACCAAAUCAUCUGGGAAUAGCAGAGACAUCCCCUGCCCAACAGAAACCGGGGCUUCUGCUCGGUCCAGUCCUGUCCCUAGAGACUUGCCUUUUUCUGGCCGACCACUUAAAAAAUUUGAACUGGGUCUCAGAUGUUCAUCCAGUCAGCUCCCCUUUCACAAAAGAAUCAAAGAUCUGCUUCCACCUCAGUGAAAGCCCGUCUCCAAGUAAAGGCUCCUCCAUGCCAGUUGUCCUGCACCAGGCAGGCAACUGUUCCGGGGGUUUCCCCUUGCCCAGAUUCCACCUAAUAAAGUUCUGAGAGCAU
This is a messenger RNA of Perognathus longimembris pacificus (Pacific pocket mouse), 4600 nucleotides long. RefSeq names its product ubiquitin associated protein 2 (gene Ubap2). The transcript has 29 exons. Gene Ontology annotation, molecular function: protein binding. The record is from RefSeq and is a predicted model, not a curated record. Lineage: Eukaryota; Metazoa; Chordata; Mammalia; Rodentia; Heteromyidae. The coding region runs from base 336 to 3779 and encodes 1147 amino acids. Gene Ontology annotation, cellular component: cytoplasm; nucleus.